Molecule: messenger RNA, 7099 nt
Organism: Hemicordylus capensis (graceful crag lizard)
Lineage: Eukaryota; Metazoa; Chordata; Lepidosauria; Squamata; Cordylidae
Product: zinc finger protein 883-like
Exons: 7
Coding region: 323-2191 (622 amino acids)
Biological process (GO): regulation of transcription by RNA polymerase II
Cellular component (GO): nucleus
Molecular function (GO): RNA polymerase II transcription regulatory region sequence-specific DNA binding; DNA-binding transcription factor activity, RNA polymerase II-specific
Source: RefSeq, a predicted model, not a curated record
GCACAGGGGAAACGAUUCCCGGUCCUCUUGAUUUUCCACCCUCCCUGCUUCCUCCUAGUGAGUGAGCUACUGCGGUAACCAUGAGGGGACUUGGGGGAGAAACCCCCGAGAAGUGCUAGCGAGGAAGAAGAGCAGAGGAAGCGCAGCGAGAGGGAUUGAUCGGGCCGGAGUACAGCUGAGCCGCAGAGGCGCUCAGAGGAAGGCAGUCACCACACUGGACAGGACGAAAAGGAACCUGUGAGCUUUGAGAACUUGGCGGUUCAUUUCACUAGACAGGGAGUUUCUUCUGGAUCUGGCUGGAAGAGUUUUGUACCCAGUAACUAUGCAGGAAAGUUGCAAGAAUGUCAACUUUAAGGAUCUGCCAGUUCCUAAACCUAUCUUGAUUUCUAAGCUGGGACUUAGAGAAGAUCCAGCAGUAACUGGUCCUCAAAGCCCAGAAGAAAAGACCCCAUCAGACACAGAAUAUCCUGAUGUGGUGAUUAAGCUGGAACAAGAGGAAGAUCUGUGGAGUCCAGAUCAUCAGGGUGCUGAGAAGAGCAAAAUUCUGCCAAGUACCUGCUCAGCCUGUCCUGAUGGGAUAUUACAAAUGGAACAAAAGGAAGAGCCUGCUGAGGAUGGUGAGAUGUUCCAAAGUGUCCAUGCAGAGUUUCCUGAUGUGAUAAUAAAGGUGGAAAAUGAAGAUGAGCCUUCUGAAGAAUACAAGACCUUCCUUAGUACCCACACAGCAGGAUAUGGGCAGAUGAGCAUGAAUGACAAGUGUCACCAGCCAGGAAGUGGAGAAGGAAGAGUACCCAAGAAGGAGACUGUGGCAAGAAGGAUACUUAGGAGAUACCCAGGGAAGAGAGGAGAGCUAGCCGCUCCUUAUGGGGAUGAGAGCAAGCAGAAGCUUGAGGAAGAAACGACAUACACCAAUUCAGAUGUGAAGCCAUACAAAUGUUCAGUAUGUGGUAGAAACUUCACUAAAAAAUCCAGCUUCAUUAUACAUGAGAGGACACAUACGGGAGAGAAGCCCUAUGAGUGCUCGGACUGUGAGAAGAGCUUCAGCCGGAGAUCCAAUCUUGUCACACACAAGCGAACUCACACAGGAGAGAAGCCCUAUAUCUGUUUGGACUGUGGGAAAACGUUCAGUCAGAGCUCAAGUCUCAUUGCGCACCAAAGGAUCCACACGGGAGAGAAACCCUACCAGUGUGCAGAUUGUGGGAAAAGCUUCAUCUGGAGGUCCCAUCUGCUCCAACACGAGACAACUCAUACAGGAGAAAAGACACACACAUGCUCUCACUGUGGGAAAAGCUUCAAUCGGCGGUCGCACCUCCUUAUGCAUGAGACGGCUCAUACAGGAGAGAAGCCCUAUAAAUGUGCAGACUGUGGGAAGAGUUUCAGUCGGAAGUCGCACGUUAUUAGACACACAAAAAUCCACAUAGGAGAGAAACUAUAUAAAUGCUCAGAAUGUGAGAAGAGUUUUAGUAACAGGCCACGCCUUCUGAAACAUGAGCGGACUCACACGGGAGAAAGAAAAUACAAUUGCCCAUUUUGUGGGAAAAGUUUCAACCGAAGGUCACACCUUAUCACACAUGAAAGAACCCACACUGGGGAAAAACCCAAUAAAUGUUCAGACUGUGGGAAAAGCUUCAACCACAGGUCCCACCUUGUCAGACAUGAGAGAACUCAUACAGGGGAGAAGCCGUAUAAAUGCCCCGACUGUGGAAAAUGCUUCAACCAGAGCUCAGUCCUUAUAGUACAUAAAAGGACCCAUAGUGGAGAGAAACCAUACAUCUGCUCAGACUGUGGGAAAAGCUUUAAUUGUAAGUCACAUCUCCUUAUACAUCAGAGAACCCACACAGGAGAGAAGCCAUACGAAUGUUCCUACUGUGGGAAGAACUUCACAUUGAGCUCUCAUCUCCUUAAACAUCAGAGAACUCAUACUGGGGAGAAGCCAUACACAUGUUCAGAGUGUGGGAAAAGCUUCACCCUUAGCUCACAUCUUGUCAGACACAGGAGAACUCAUACGGGAGAGCGACCUUAUACGUGCACCGAGUGUGGGAAGAGUUUCAGUCAGAGCUCAGUCCUUAAGUCACACAGAAGAAUCCACACUCAAGAGAAACCAUAUAAAUGCUCUGAAUGUGAGGCAAGCUUCAGUCAGCGUGUAGGCCUCCUUAAACAUCAAAGAGCCCACAUGGAAGAAGUUCAUUAGAGGCAGACUCCUAGUAGAAACUUGUGCAGUGUUGGAGAUGUUUGGAGGUGAAAACCUACUCCUGUGGAAAUAAUAUACGUGCACUUUAAAAAAAAUCUACAGUGAAAUCCAUGAGCUGUAGUCCUGGUUACGCCUUAGCUCUACUGGGUUAGGAACAUAGGAAGCUGCCAUAUACUGAGUCAGACCAUUGGUCUAUCUAGCUCAGUAUUGCCUUCACAGACUGGCAGCGGCUUCUCCAAGGUUGCAGGCAGGAAUCUCUCUCAGCCCUAUCUUGGAGAUGCUUCCAGGGAGGGAACUUGGAACCUUCUGCUCUUCCCAGAGCUGCUCUAUCCCCUGAGGGGAAUAUCUUACAGUGCUCACACCUCGAGUCUCUCUUUCAUAUGUAACCAGGGUGGACCCUGCUUAGCUAAGGGGACAAGUCACGCUUGUUACCACAAGACCAGCUGGUUUUCUCUGUUGGAGGAAGGUAUUGAGAGCAGAUUAUCUUCACCCAUUCAUUCUCCAGGCAGGACAUAUGCAAGUUAACAGACUUGAAGUGUGUGUUGGGAGAAAUGCCCCUCCUACUUCCGAUUCUGCCUCUGUAGGCACAGUUUUAAAUUGUAUAUUGUUUUGCCACUAUGCCAGUGAAGCUUUGUCUGGAGGAGGAGGAGGAAAGCCAGAUGGAAUUGUGCUCAUUGGCGAGAAGAGGCAACUGGGCUUUCUUUGCAGACAUUCACCGAGGGAGAUGGGGUAGCUACAGAAGCCAGUCCGGAUGGCCAGACGCUAAAAAGGAGGGACCGUAGCCCAGGGGCGGGGCAUGUUGUCUGCAUGCAGGAAGUCCCUGGUUCAAUCUCUGGCAUCUCCAGGUGAGGCUAGGAAAUGUCAGUCUGACCCUCCGGAGAGCUGCUCCCUCAUGUCUACAUCAGAGUUCUCAAACGGGGGUCCCCAGAUGUUGUUGGAUGUUGUUGGCUGGGGAUGAUGGGAAUUGUAGUCUAAUAGCAUCAGGGGACCCAAAUUUGGGAACUAGUGUAGACAUUACUGAGCUAGAUGGACCAGUGGCUUGACUCAGUGAAAGGACUGUAUAAGGAAGCAGUGUGGUAACCAUGUCAGAUGUAUGUCCUUCACUUGCUACAGGCAAUCCAGACAGCCUGUCCUGACAAAAUGGCAGAUGCGGUUCAGUGUAAGCAAGUGUAAAGUGUUGCAUAUUGGGGCAAAAAAACCCCAACUUCACAUAUAUGCUGAUGGGGUCUGAGCUGUCGGUGACUGACCAGGAGAGGGAUCUUGGGGUUAUGGUGGACAGCUCAUUGAAAGUGUGCGGCAGCUGUGAAAAAGGCCAAUUCCAUGCUAGGGAUCAUUGGGAAGGGGGCUGAAAAUAAAAAUGCUAAUAUUAUCAUGCCCUUAUACAAAUCUAUGACCAUGGUAUGGCCACAUUUGGAGUACUGCGUACAGUUCUGGUCACUGUAUCUUAAGGAAGACAUUGUAGAACUGGUGCAGAAGAGGGCAACCAAGAUGAUCAGGCUGGAGCACCUUCCUUAUGAGGCAAGGCUACAGCAUCUGGGGCUCUUUACUUUGGAAAAGAGGCAACUAAGGGGAGACAUGAUCAAAGUGUAUAAAAUUAUGCAAGGAGUAGAGAGAGUGGUCAGAGAGAAAUGAUUAUCCCUCUCACAUAAGACUAGAACCAGGGGUCAUCCCAUGAACCUGAAGGCCAGGACAUUUAGGACCAAUAAAAGGAAGUACUUUUUCAUACAGCACAUAAUUAAUCUAUGGAAUUCUCUGCCACAGGAAGUGAUGGCCACUAGCUUGUAUGGCUUUAAAAGGGACUUGGACAAAUUCAUUGACAGGUCUACUAGUCUGGAGGCUUUAGACCAGCUCCAGCCUUGGAGGCAAGAUGCCUCUAAAUACCAGUUGCAGGGGAGCAACAGCAGGAAAGAGGGCACCGCUUGGCUGUGGGCUUCCUAGAGACAUCUCGUGGGCCACUGUGGGAAACAGGCUGCUGGACUAGAUGGGACUUAGGCCUAAUCCAGCAGAGCUGUUCUUGUGUUUUUAUUGUGCUUCUGCUGAGGUGUGUUGCAUUUUAUGAGCACUCAAUGUGCUAUAUUUUUACCUGGGGAAAAUGUGAUCUCUUCUCCAGCAAGAACAUCUAUCGCUUCAGAGUAUGGUUAUGGUCGUGGUCUGGACGCAUACUAGAUAUAAACAGGGGGAAACCAACACCUUUGUCCCCUGCUUAUCAGUUUCCACAUCGGGCUUGUCACUGCUGGAGGAAGAAUGCUGGACUUGGUUUGAUCCAUCAAGGCUUAUGUUCUUAUACCAGAUUUGAAAUGUUCAUUUGGAAGAGGUCUCAGCUUGUCCAUCAUGAUAACUACCAAUGGAGCUUCCUUGUAUAAAGACGGUGCACCCCUGAGUACAAGCUGUUGGGGGCAAGCAACAUAGGAAGGCAGGUACCUUUAUGUCACGCGAGCUUUCCUGGAGGCAGAGUUGGCCCCUGCUUGAAACAAACAGAUCAAACAGCUUUGACCUGCUCCAGCAAGAUAGAGAUGGUCAGUUGCUUAAGCCUGGGGUGAGCCUUGGCUCAGCUGCUUGGGGACCAGACCCCUUCUCUCAGCCAUGACAUCACCACCACUCCAACCACCAGCAGUUUGACCACAGAGCCUCUCUUCCCCCAUCCCUUGCAGCCCCCAUAUGCUAGGCUCAAGAUAUUAGUAUGGAUGGAAUAGUACCUGCAAAGUGCUGUUCGAACUGAGCAGAUAAAUCCUUGGAACUGCAGGGCAGAGAGAAACAAAACUAGGAACAGUGGCUGGCAUCCUGACUAAUGGUGUGUUUGUGCAGCUACAACUACUACAAAUAUGUAUAUACCGCUUUUCAACAAAAGUUUCCAAAGCAAUUUACAUAGAUAAAUAAUAAAUAAAUUAAUCAAAUGGAUCCCUGUCCCCAAAGGGCUCACAAUCUGAAAAGAAACAUUAUAGACACCAGCAACAGCCACUGGUGGGGUACUGUGCUGGGGGGUGGAUAGGGCCAGUUGCUCUCUCUCUGCUAAAUAAAGAGAAUCACCACUUUAAAAAGGCGCCUUCUUUGCUCAGUUAGCAGGGAACAGCGUUGCACUAGCACAAGAAGAUCACAGAGCUGGGCUAAAGCAUGGGGAUUUUUGGAAUUGUGCAGAAGUUCCCUUUGAAACAUAGGAUGUAGGCCACAAUUUGUGCACCUGUUAUGCAAGCACAAACAUUUUUGCACGAGUGCAACACUAGACUGGACUGCAAGCUGCAGACUUUACAAAAUUUGCCUGCACAACAUCUUUGCACAAGCAGAAUGUCCAUUGCAAGCACACUUUUAGUCAGGAUGUUGGCCAGUGUGGUUUUUUUGAUAAAUCGGUUUAAAAUAUUGCAAAUACUUAAGAAUGUAAGAACAGCCCUGCUGGAUCAGGCCCAAGGCCUCUCUAGUCCAGCCUUCUGUUUCAAGCAGUGACCCACCAGAUGCCUCUGAGAAGCCUACAGGCAAGAGGGGAGGGCAAGCCCUCUCUCCUGCUGUUGCUUCUGUAAGGCACAACUAGUGGUUGGAGCAAACAAUGUUCAAAACAAAACAAAACAACUGUUUAAAGAACUAGGCCAAUGCUGGUUACUGACACAACUGUGAUCACCACAGUCUAUGAACACUUUUCCUUUACAGACUGAAGUUGCUAAUGUGACAGAUGCUAACCCCUGUUACCUGGGCAAGAGACACUUUUUAAAAUGUGGUGGCUCUUUUAUAUUUAACAGGGGGACAGCAACCACCUUCAUUCAGCCCCAGCACAGCGUCUUUCAGUGACUGUUGCAGAGGGCAAAUAUUGUAUCUCUUUUUAGACUGUGAGUCCUUUGGGGACAGAGAACUAUCAUUCCUUGAUAGUGAGCCCCUGGUGGGUCCACUGAGGAGCCCCUGGUGGCACAGUGGUAAAACUGCCGCCCUGUAACCAGAAGGUUGCAAGUUCGAUCCUGACCAGGGGCUCAAGGUUGACUCAGCCUUCCAUCCUUCCGAGGUCGGUAAAAUGAGUACCCAGACUGUUGGGGGCAAUAUGCUAAAUCAUUGUAAACCGCUUAGAGAGCUCCGGCUAUAGAGCGGUAUAUAAAUGUAAGUGCUAUUGCUAUUGCUAUUGCUUUUUCUAUGUAAACUGCUUUGAGAACGUUUCCUUGUGAAAAAAUGGUAUAUAAAUAGUGUACAUCAAUGCAGGAAAUAGUCAUUUUUAAUAUGGGUGCUGCUUCCUGAAAAAGGCCAUUUCAUUCUAAUAAGCAUGCAUUUUCUCAUUCCUAUGAACAGAUGUGCAUUAGUAGUAGUAGUUGAUCACUACUGUAGCCCAAGUAAAAACAGCAUAUGAGUUUACUAUUACUCGAAAUUGGUGAUUACGACAUAGAUAAGAGCAUUAAAACCUUGCAUUGUCAAAAAGUGCAGUGAUUACAGAGAGAUGUAAGUAUCUUAUGUGGAACUACACUACAAUAAUUAGGCUAUAAACAGUUUAGGCUGUGCCCUGAAGAAUGACUAGAGAUUGCUGAAGUCAUGACGGACAGCUCUCUCAGUGGCUAGCUGGUGCCAGAUGUUGGGGACCAAAAAAAAUCAGAAGACAGUUGUGGCCUUUAUGCUCUCCUUACAUGCUUCCCGUGGGCACAUGCCUGAAAACAGAAUGCUGGACUAGCUGGUCUUUUUGUCUGAUCCCGUUCUUAAAUCCUCCAAACAAUAAUGGCCAACAUCCUGACAUUUGUGUGCACCAUACACAGUGCUAGCAUCCUCAUUUCUGAAGUGCUUUUACAUGCAGGGUGUUUAUACCAAUCUCCCCUUCCCCAGAAGUGCUCUGUGUAACCCAGAGGUGGUUCCCUCAGGGUUUCUCAACCCUUUUGAACCUACUUCCAGGUUGCACGGAGUGCUUCCAGGGCAAGGGGGUCAGCAAAAAUCUCUCUUUCACACACG